This is a messenger RNA of Callithrix jacchus (white-tufted-ear marmoset), 3354 nucleotides long. RefSeq names its product GLE1 RNA export mediator (gene GLE1). The record is from RefSeq and is a predicted model, not a curated record. Gene Ontology annotation, cellular component: cytoplasm; nuclear pore cytoplasmic filaments; nuclear pore. Gene Ontology annotation, molecular function: translation initiation factor binding; inositol hexakisphosphate binding; phospholipid binding. Lineage: Eukaryota; Metazoa; Chordata; Mammalia; Primates; Cebidae. Gene Ontology annotation, biological process: poly(A)+ mRNA export from nucleus.
GGCUGUACUACGCGCGCGCCCCGGAAACGGAAGUCUAUGUUGCCUUCCAGGCGGCUGAUUCGAGGGCUUGUUUAGUCAGAAGCGGCGCCUCAGAGAAGCUACCCUAUAUCCCGCCAUGCCGUCUGAGGGUCGCUGCUGGGAGACCUUGCAGGCGCUGCGCAGUUCCGACAAAGGUCGCCUUUGCUACCACCGCGACUGGCUGCUGCGGGGCGAGGAUGUUUUGGAAGAAUGUAUGUCUCUUCCCAAGCUAUCUUCUUAUUCUGGAUGGGUGGUAGAUCACGUCCUACCCCAUAUGCAGGAGAACCAACCUGUCUCUGAGAUUUCGCCAUCCUCUACAUCGGCUUCAGCCCUAGACCAACCCUCAUUUGUUCCCAAAUCUCCUGACACAAGCUCUGCCUUUUCCCCAGCCUUCCCUGCAACACCAAAUGGAACCAAGGACAAAGAUGAGUCCCAGCACACAGAAUCUAUGGUACUUCAAUCCUCACGGGGGAUCAAAGUGGAAGGCUGCAUCCGAAUGUAUGAAUUGGUACACAGAAUGAAAGGAACAGAGGGCCUAAGGCAAUGGCAGGAGGAGCAGGAGAGGAAGGUGCGAGCCCUCUCAGAGAUGGCAUCUGAACAACUGAAGCGGUUUGAUGAACGGAAGGAACUGAAGCAGCAUAAAGAAUUCCAGGACUUGCGGGAAGUAAUGGAGAAGAGCUCCAGAGAAGCCUUGGGACACCAAGAGAAGCUAAAAGCUGAGCACCGUCACAGAGCAAAGAUUCUCAACCUGAAGCUGCGGGAGGCAGAGCAGCAGCGCAUGAAGCAAGCAGAGCAGGAGCGGCUUCGGAAGGAAGAAGGCCAGGUUCGCCUUCGAGCCCUCUAUGCUCUGCAGGAGGAGAUGCUGCAGCUCAGCCAGCAGCUGGAUGCUUCUGAGCAGCACAGAAGCCUGCUUAAGGUCGACCUGGCUGCCUUUCGGACCCGAGGCAACCAGCUAUGCAGCCUCAUCUCAGGGAUCAUCCGGUCCUCUUCAGAGAGUGGCUAUCCUACAGCAGAGAGCCAAGCUGAGGCUGAGCGAGCUCUGCAGGAAAUGCGGGACCUCCUUAGGAACUUGGGGCAGGAGAUCGCCAGAGCCUGUGAAGACAAGAAGAGGCAGGAUGAAGAGGAGGCCCAGGUAAAGCUGCAAGAGGCACAGAUGCAGCAGGGACCAGAGGCUCACAAAGAGCCCCUAGCUUCCAGCCAGGGCCCAGGAGGGAAACAGAUUGAAGACCUCCAGGUGAAGGUACAAGACAGUACAAUGAAGUGGUACCAGCAGCUGCAGGAUGCUUCCAUGCAGUGUGUGUUGACCUUUGAGGGCCUGACCAACAGCAAGGACAGUCAGGCCAAAAAGAUAAAAAUGGACCUCCAGAAGGCUGCUACCAUCCCAGUGAGCCAAAUCUCUACCAUUGCAGGCUCAAAACUGAAGGAGAUCUUUGACAAGAUUCACAGCUUGCUCUCUGGAAAACCUGUUCAAUCUGGUGGGCGCUCUGUGUCUGUCACACUUAACCCACAGGGGCUGGACUUUGUUCAAUACAAACUGGCAGAGAAAUUUGUGAAACAAGGCGAGGAGGAAGUGGCCUCUCACCAUGAAGCAGCAUUCCCUAUUGCAGUUGUGGCGUCCGGAAUCUGGGAGCUCCACCCCAGAGUAGGGGACCUCAUUCUUGCUCAUCUACAUAAGAAGUGUCCUUACUCUGUUCCUUUCUAUCCCACUUUCAAGGAGGGAAUGGCUUUGGAAGACUAUCAGAGGAUGCUUGGCUACCAAGUAACGGAUUCCAAAGUGGAGCAGCAAGACAACUUUCUAAAACGCAUGUCAGGGAUGAUCCGUCUCUAUGCUGCCAUCAUCCAGCUCCGGUGGCCAUAUGGAAACCUACAGGAGAUUCACCCUCAUGGCUUAAAUCAUGGAUGGCGCUGGUUGGCACAGAUCUUAAACAUGGAACCCUUGUCAGAUGUGACAGCCACCCUCCUCUUUGACUUCCUGGAGGUGUGUGGGAAUGCCCUCAUGAAGCAGUACCAGGUUCAGUUCUGGAAGAUGCUAAUUCUCCUCAAAGAGGACUACUUUCCCAGAAUUGAAGCUAUCACAAGCUCAGGACAGAUGGGUUCCUUCAUACGCCUCAAGCAGUUCUUAGAGAAAUGUUUGCAACACAAGGACAUUCCUGUCCCCAAGGGCUUUCUGACUUCUUCGUUCUGGCGCUCCUGAUGUCACUUCAUCACCUACCAUCACCGUUAUGUUGCAAAGAGGCAAUAAUAAAGGAAUUAAAGACAGCUGUAUUUGGGAGAAGUCAUGUCAGAUACAGAAAUUUGCCAAUAUGUAUUUUUAUAUAUUUAUACCUUGUGAUUUUCAUGGGUCACAAAAUUCUUGGAGGUCCCUUAGUAGAUUUGGUAGUUCCUUAAGAGAUCCACAUGAUGUCCAGGCGCAGUGGCUCACACCUGUAAUCCCAGCACUUUGGAAGGCCACGGCAGGCAGAUAACAAGGUCAGGAGUUUGAGAUCAGCCUGGUCAAUAUGGUGAAACCCGGUGUCUAAUAAAAAAAUACAGAAAAAUCAGCUGGUCAUGGUGGCACAUGCCUGUAAUCCCAGCUACUUGGGAGGCUGAGGCAGGAGAAUUGCUUGAACCUGGGAGGCAGAGGUUGCAGUGAUCCGAGAUCGCACCAGUGCACUCCAGCCUGGGUGACAGAACAAGACUCUGUCUCAAAAAAAAAAAAAAUCUACACGAUAAAACAAAUGGAAUUGGCCUUUCUUGUUUUUUGCAAAAGUGAUAAAAGGUGUUUAGCACUUGGUCUCUUCCCUUCUGUCCUUUGUCUCUAGUAUCUUUGAGAAAGUUGGCAAUACCUUAACAAAUGCACUCUGAUCUGGAGGGAGCCCACCAUUUGCACCCACCUACCUACCCUCAUCCCUGUUCAGAUGAAUUUCCAGAAAGAACUAAGGCUCAUAAGGUUCCCUUUUAAGUAUUAUUUGAUAGUUGAGGCCAGAUGCUUACAUGCAAGUCUGGGUUACGGUUGUUUUGCCUUUCUCAGCUUGUGAAAUCAUUCUAAAGCCAGAGGAAAUAUGUGAUACACACAUGGACUAAGGUCCAGAUGGCACUAUGGAUAGGUUAGUUUCUGGGGUUAGGACUGGAAACACAUGUAAUAUUGAACUAAGGGGCACUCUUUGUCAUCCUGAUUUGGAAUUUGGUCCCUGGGUGACUAGGGAUGCAUGAACCAGGCAGGUGCCUUUUUUGGUUUUAUUUUGUUUUGUUUCUUUUCAGUUUGAAUUAAGAUGGGCUAAGACGGGGCUUGCAACACUAGCUGAGCAUCCAUAACAUUGAAUUGUGAUUAAAUAAAGGUGUUGUGCAGGAAUUGAA